This is a messenger RNA of Cicer arietinum (chickpea), 1948 nucleotides long. RefSeq names its product beta-galactosidase 11-like. The record is from RefSeq and is a predicted model, not a curated record. Gene Ontology annotation, molecular function: hydrolase activity, hydrolyzing O-glycosyl compounds; carbohydrate binding. Gene Ontology annotation, biological process: carbohydrate metabolic process. Lineage: Eukaryota; Viridiplantae; Streptophyta; Magnoliopsida; Fabales; Fabaceae.
AGUAUUUGGAGAUCCACCAUCCCAAAGAUCUGCAGAAGACAUUGCCUUCUCAGUUGCUCGCUUCUUCUCUAAGAAUGGAUCUUUAGUUAACUACUAUAUGUAUCAUGGUGGAACAAAUUUUGGUAGAACAAGUUCUGCCUUUACAACAACCCGUUAUUACGACGAAGCUCCUCUUGAUGAGUUUGGUCUUCAGAGAAAUCCAAAAAGGAGUCACCUUAAGGAUGUUCACAAAGCUUUGAGCUUAUGCAAGAAGCCUCUACUCAAUGGUUAACCUACUACCCAAAAAAUUAGCCAGUUUCAUGAGGUUAUAGUAUAUGAAAAUAAAGGCAGUAAUUUAUGUGCUGCUUUCAUCACAAACAACCACACCAAAAUGGCAAAAACAAUUCAAUUCAGAGGCUCAAACUAUUAUUUGCCACCACGUUCAAUCAGCAUUCUUCCUGAUUGCAAAACUGUAGUCUUCAACACUCAAAAUAUUGCUUCACAACACAAUUCAAGAAACUUCAAGCAGUCAAAGAAUGCAAACAAUCAUAAGUGGGAGGUGUUUACUGAGCCCAUUCCAACUACAAAGGAAUUGCCACCCAGUAAAAAAAUUCCUGCAGAGCUUUACAGCAUGCUUAAGGACACCACUGAUUAUGGAUGGUACACCACAAGUGUGGAAUUGGGUCCAGAAGACUUGCCAAAGAAGAAUGAGAUAUCACCAGUUCUUCGAAUUAUGAGCCUUGGCCAUUCAUUACUUGCCUUUGUAAAUGGAGAAUACAUUGGACCCAAUCAUGGUAGCCAUGAAGAUAAAGGUUUUGAAUUUCAGAAGCCUGUAAGCUUCAAGGUUGGAGUUAACCAAAUAGCUAUCUUGGGUUCCUUAGUAGGACUCCCUGAUAGUGGAGCAUACAUGGAACAUAGGUAUGCUGGACCUAAGACCAUAACCAUCCUUGGUUUGAACUCUGGAACAAUUGGUCUCACUCUUAAUGGUUGGGGUCAUCAGGUUGAUCUCUAUGGUGAGAAGCAUAGCAUUUUCACUGAGGAGGGAUCAAAGAAAGUACAAUGGAAAGAGGUCAAAGGACAUGGACCACCUCUCUCUUGGUACAAUACAAAUUUUGAAACACCAGAGGGAAAGGGUCCAGUUGCCAUCAAAAUGGAUGGUAUGGGAAAAGGAAUGAUUUGGAUCAAUGGUGAAAGUGUUGGUCGUCACUGGUUGAGCUACCUCUCUCCUCUUGGAAAGCCUACUCAGUCAGAGUACCACAUUCCAAGAGCUUUCUUUAAUGCAAAAUCAAAAAACAACUUGCUUGUUAUAUUGGAAGAAGAGGCAGCAAGUCCAGAAAAGGUUGUGAUCCUAAAUGUGAACAGAGAUACAGUAUGCAGUUACAUUACAGAGAAUCACCCACCCAAUGUUAAUUCAUGGGCAAGUAAGGACCAAAAACUCACACCUAUUGUGGACAACCUGGGUCCACAAGCUUCACUCAAGUGUCCACACCACAAAACCAUUAUUGCUGUUGAUUUUGCAAGCUAUGGUGAUCCUUUGGGUUUCUGUGGUGAAUUUAUUAUGGGAAAAUGUCAUGCACCUGCCUCCAAGAAGAUUGUUGAACAGCAUUGCUUAGGAAAAGAAAGUUGUUCGGUUCCACUGAACAAAGCAUCAUUCACAAAUGGACAUGAUGACUGCCCAGAUGUGAUGAAGACACUUGCAAUCCAAGUGCAGUGUGGUGGCACUAAGAAACCUUCCAGCAGGUGAGGAAUUUGAGAGAGUUGAGUCAGAAACCUUCCAGAACUUGGUGAAGUUGAUUGAGAUCAUGAGCUCAAUUUUUUGUUAGUUUCUUCUUUAUUUUUUGUAGCAAGCCAUAACAGAUGAUUCAUGUUUGUACAAGCAUUUAACAAACAAACGUAUCAGUUCCAUUUUUAGUAUUUACAUCUAGAACACAAAUAAACAGUUCCAAGUAUUCAAUUUUGUUUUAUAAUA